This is a messenger RNA of Rubroshorea leprosula, 962 nucleotides long. NCBI's taxonomy places the organism in Eukaryota, Viridiplantae, Streptophyta, Magnoliopsida, Malvales, Dipterocarpaceae. The record is from the annotation of a GenBank genome assembly.
UAUGUAAUUCUUAUAUUACUGCAUAAUUUAUUGCCACUUACGGCCACGGCGGGUCUGUUCGCAGGAGAAAGUGUUGUAUUUACAUCCAUCGAGAAGUCUCCGGUCGUUUGGGAAUUGCGGGAACAGACACUCGGAGAUCCGGUCCACCGUCCUAUUCCUCCAAAGAUGUCCUCAACUUUCAGCGGCGAUGAAACUGCUCCCUUCUUCGGCUUCCUCGGCGCCGCCGCCGCACUUGUUUUUUCCUGUAUGGGGGCUGCAUACGGGACAGCCAAGAGCGGGGUGGGUGUAGCGUCGAUGGGUGUAAUGAGGCCGGAGCUGGUGAUGAAGUCGAUAGUGCCCGUUGUUAUGGCCGGUGUGCUUGGUAUUUAUGGAUUGAUUAUUGCUGUUAUCAUCAGUACCGGAAUUAAUCCCAAAGCCAAAUCAUACUACCUCUUCGAUGGUUACGCUCAUCUCUCUUCUGGACUUGCUUGUGGCCUCGCUGGUCUUUCCGCUGGCAUGGCAAUUGGGAUCGUUGGCGAUGCUGGUGUUAGAGCUAACGCACAACAGCCGAAACUUUUUGUUGGAAUGAUCCUCAUUCUUAUCUUUGCUGAAGCAUUGGCACUUUAUGGAUUGAUUGUUGGCAUCAUCCUUUCAUCCCGAGCUGGUCAGUCAAGAGCUGACUGAAAGAAGACCGAACUUGCUUGGUGUCUUCUUUACCAGAUACUAGUUGUACUGUUAAGGGUGUCAAUUUUACUGCCAGAUUAGGUAAUUUAUCUAGAUUUAUGGUAGAAUGUAGAAUUAGAAAUCAUUUCCUUCAAUAAUUAUAAAACCAUCAUCGUGUGAUCUUUGUUUCAUCAUUAAAGCUGUACUUAUUGAUGCUACCAUUUGAGACUGUUGAAGAAAUAUUGUUUGAAAUUCUUUGGCUAUUCUAAAUGCCGCACUUUUGCCAUCAAAUUCAAAAAUAUUAAAAUAUUGAGAUUGUU